Molecule: messenger RNA, 1091 nt
Organism: Fimicolochytrium jonesii
Lineage: Eukaryota; Fungi; Chytridiomycota; Chytridiomycetes; Spizellomycetales; Powellomycetaceae
Product: putative glutathione S-transferase
Exons: 3
Coding region: 258-899 (213 amino acids)
Biological process (GO): glutathione metabolic process
Molecular function (GO): glutathione transferase activity
Source: RefSeq, a predicted model, not a curated record
GGGGGUCGCACGCGUUCGGAUUGGAACUUGAUGGAACCUGGAAAUUUGACCUCAAGGUCACAAGGGCCCGCCUCGCUGAGUAAUUACAUAUCGGAUUCCUAGUAGUCUGCCAGCGCACCUUUUUUUCUCGGCUGUAGGGGAAAUGACUGCAGAAAAGUCCUAUAUAAGCGGCGUACUGGCCUUAUUCCCCAGGCGCAAUCGCUCAAAAUCUUCCCGUCUUUGAAUCGAUCGUAAUCCAUUGACAAUCCUUCUCCAAGAUGGCACCCACUCUCAAGCUGACGUAUUUCGACAUCCGUGCCCGAGCGGAAUCAAUUCGCCUUGCCCUUACCAUCGCAGGCAUUCCCUUCGAGGAUGUGCGCCUCCCAAGGAGCGAAUGGCCAGCUUUCAAAGAGAAGACUCCAUACGGCCAAGUUCCCACUCUGGAAAUCACGGAAAACGGCCAAACAUUCAUGGCGGCUCAGAGCGAAGCCAUUCUUCGGUAUGUGGCCCGGCUAGCACCUGAAUCAGGCCUGUAUCCCGUUGAGGACCCUCUGAAAGCAUUGCGAGUGGACGAGAUUUUGAACGCAUGUGAAGAUUUGGGUAAAAAGAUCUCACCCACAAUGCGGGAGCCGGAUGCUGAGAAGAAAGUGAAGACUCGUCAAGAGUUGACCGGCCCUGAAGGCGAAUUGACUGUUUUCACCAAAAAGAUCAACGCCCGCCUGGAUCCGUCAGGCUACGUCUUGGGCGGAGACAAGCCCACCAUCGCUGAUUUGGAGCUCAACGGCGCAAUGUGGUGGAUGUCUAGUGGCUUACUGGACGGCGUAGACCCGGCCUGGGUAAACCAAUUCGAUAGAAUCUGCAAGCUGCGUGACAAGCUCGCCGCCCAUCCGAAAGUGAAGGAGUGGUACUCGAAAAAGUGAGGGAAACGCGUGGCAACGGCCCUGUGGGCUCCACCCCCUCGGGUCGUGAGUUGCCUCUUCCCAUUGCUACCUCGUAACAAAUAGGUGGGAAGGAAUCCCUCUGAGAUAAUUGAAUAAACUGCUGCUUGAAAGUAAUGACCAGGAAAGCUUUCCGCCCCUUUUCGUGCACCGUGGUUCACUGUGAUAUUGUCA